This is a messenger RNA of Lethenteron reissneri (Far Eastern brook lamprey), 2370 nucleotides long. Its product is annotated as cytochrome P450 2J4-like. Gene Ontology annotation, molecular function: heme binding; oxidoreductase activity, acting on paired donors, with incorporation or reduction of molecular oxygen, reduced flavin or flavoprotein as one donor, and incorporation of one atom of oxygen; iron ion binding. NCBI's taxonomy places the organism in Eukaryota, Metazoa, Chordata, Hyperoartia, Petromyzontiformes, Petromyzontidae. The record is from RefSeq and is a predicted model, not a curated record. Gene Ontology annotation, biological process: xenobiotic metabolic process. Gene Ontology annotation, cellular component: intracellular membrane-bounded organelle; cytoplasm.
CGUCUUCUCGCCGCGUCGAGAGCGAUGCAACUGCGUGACACCAACACCACCACCCCAGAGCUGCUGCUGCUGUUGUUGUUGUUGUUUAGAUCCUGAGCCCUGCCCGGGUGUCAACACCCCCCAACAAGCCGCGUGUGCCCGAGUCCAGCGGCAGCAGUUGCAGGUGAACGACCCCAGCAGCGGACUUCUCUCUCCGUUCCGUGCCCGCCCGAGACUCCUCCACCAAGCAGGGAGCGAGGCUGCCAUGGCGGCGUCGCUGGGCUCCUCCGCGCUGGACGCCCUCUCCUCGACCCUGAUCUCGCCGUCGCUCUCCACCUGCCUCGUCUUCCUCGCCACCUUCCUGCUGCUGCUCGAGUGGCGCAAGGUCCAGCGGCCACGCGGCUUCCCGCCCGGCCCCACGGCGCUGCCCCUGCUGGGCAACCUGGGCUCCCUGCCCACGCAGGAGCCCGGCACGGCCCUGCACAAGCUCUCGAAGCGCUACGGGGACGUGUACAGCCUGCUGCUGGGCCGCGAGCUGUGCGUGGUCAUCAAUGGCUUCGAUGCCGUGAGGGAUGCGCUGGUGAACCACGCCAAGGAGUUUGCCGACCGCCCCUGGAUGGCGAUGAUUUCCAAGAUCACGGAGGGCCUCGGCAUCAUCACGGCGGGGUACGGCCACAGCUGGAAGCAGCAGCGGCGCUUCGCCCUCUCCACGCUGCGCAACUUCGGUCUCGGCAAGAAGUCUCUGGAGGAGAAGAUCAACGAGGAGGUGGCCAUCCUCGUCCAGACAUUCCGGGAGUCCGGUGAUACCUUCGACCCCCACUUCAACAUCAACAAUGCCGUGUCAAACAUCAUCUGCUCAAUCGUGUUUGGGAACCGCUUUGACUACGACGACAAGCGCUUCCGCGACUUUCUGCAACUCUUCGCCGAUAACUUCAGGAUCGAAGGCGGCUGGAGAGGGAAGAUAUGCAUAUUCAUGCCAUGGCUGGAAGACUGGCCCGGCCCUCACCAGAUUAUCUUCCAGAACGCGGACAAAGUGAAGCUGUUCUUUCAGGAGCGCAUCCGUGAGCACCGGCAAACACGCGAGGCCGGCCGACCGCGGGACCUGAUCGACGCCUACUUGGACGAGAUGGAGAAGGAGAGCAAGGACCCAGAGUCCACCUUCACCGAUGGAAAUCUGCUCAACGUGGUCGGAGACCUGUUCAUAGCUGGCACCGAGACCAGCUCGACCACCCUGAGAUGGGCCUUGCUCUACAUGAUGGCCUAUCCCCACAUCCAGGAGCGCUGUCAGAGAGAGAUCGACGAGGUGAUUGGCGGCGAUCGCUCGCCAAACACGACGGACCGAGCAAACCUCCCGUACACCGACGCUGUGAUCCACGAAACCCAGAGGAUGGCCAACGUUGCCCCGCUGGGCGUCUUGCAUUCUACCACCACCGACGUCAAGUUUCGAGGAUACGAUAUUCCCAAGGGAACAAAGGUGUUACUUAACCUGACGUCGGUUCUGCACGACGAGACUCAGUGGAAAACGCCGGACGAAUUUAACCCCGACCACUUCCUGGAUAAAACGGGCCAGUUUGUCAAGCCUGACGCCUUCCUGCCCUUCUCUGCUGGUCCCCGUGUGUGCCUGGGAGAGAACCUGGCCAGGAUGGAGCUCUUCCUGUUCUUCACGUCUCUGCUGCAGCGCUUCAAGUUCCAUUGGCCCGACGCAACUUCUCGGCCCAACUUUGUAGCUGCCGAGGGUCUCAGCCGUGCCCCGGUGUUCUACAAGCUGGGCAUCCGCCCUCGCAACACGGCCAAGUGAGCUGUGGGCUCCGAAUUCCCCAUGAAGUCAAAGUCGAUUUCACCUUUUUUUUUGCUUAAACACGUCCGGGUCAGGGGCUCCUUUCUGGCAUGAAUCCACCACCCAAAGCGCCAUCACGUUAAUAUUAAUGGAUAUAACAGACGAUUGUAUAUGGUGAGAGUGAAAAAUAAAUAAAUUGUACUAUUCCCAAGCCUCACACAGCCCCAAGUUUAUUUUACGGAAUGCAUUAUUCAAGUAAUGUUGAGUUCCUUGAAAGUGGUUAUUGUUUUGUGUGUUUCUUAAAUUCAAAUACGGUUCUUUCCCCCCCCAACGUUAUUCCACUUGUGCUGUGAAUCUAGUUUCAUGAUAUGAAUUAUCCACUGAGAACCAUUGCAGAGAAGUGUAUCACCCCAUGUUAGAGAGCACUGCCCGUGGUAGAAGAUAAGAGAGAACUACUUCUGAGUUCCCAUCAAGUAACCUAAUCCAUACACUGGAGUGCUCUUUUACACUCGCCCUUCUGUUAUAGGGAUGUUCGUCGCAUGAAGAGUCAACUCGAUUUUUUGUAAUUCCCAAAGCUGCAAUUUUGUGGAAAAAUAAACUUAUAUUAAAAUGUU